This is a messenger RNA of Suillus discolor, 968 nucleotides long. Its product is annotated as mitochondrial genome maintenance MGM101. Lineage: Eukaryota; Fungi; Basidiomycota; Agaricomycetes; Boletales; Suillaceae. Gene Ontology annotation, molecular function: single-stranded DNA binding. The record is from RefSeq and is a predicted model, not a curated record. Gene Ontology annotation, biological process: recombinational repair; interstrand cross-link repair. The transcript is spliced from 5 exons. The annotation marks the transcript as partial. Gene Ontology annotation, cellular component: mitochondrial nucleoid; mitochondrial chromosome.
AAUGUCGGCUUUGACCAACAACGCACAUCGACUUCUUUUGCUAGGAAUAAAGGCGACUCGGAAACCCUCCUUCGCACAGCCUUUUCUGUCUUCGAGAACGUACGCUGCGUCUACGCGAACAUGGACACCAAAGACGUCAACUCCUUCCUCCAGUCCGCCCAAGGUAGUGAAGGCAACUGCUAGUACGAGCGUAGCAGGUACUGGCAACCCAGGCACAACAGAGAACCUACCAGAAGAGAUAGUUAUUUCUGAAGCCGUGAAUGGAAGUAUUCCACCUGAGACCGUGCCUUCUUCUGCAUCUCUGUCUUCACCUUUCCCUGGCGAUUUUCCAGCAGCAAGCGACAUUGGGUCCACUGAUUGGUCAACCAGUUACCAUGGACUCUCUGUGCAAGCCUUCUCAAAGGAUAUCGCUAAUAUUCUGUUAGCUCCUGUGGAUGACAUGGAUAUAGAGAUGAAGCCAGAUGGCUUGAUCUACCUUCCAGAAAUCAAAUAUCGACGCGUCCUCAACAAGGCAUUUGGACCAGGCGGAUGGGGACUCGCCCCUCGCAGUGAGACAAACGUCGGGCCCAAGGUUGUCAGCAGGGAGUAUGCGCUUGUCUGCCAGGGCCGCUUGGUUGCAGUUGCCCGCGGUGAACAAGAAUAUUUCGAUCCAUCCAAUAUUCCUACGGCAACGGAGGGAUGUAAGAGUAAUGCCCUCAUGCGAUGCUGCAAAGAUCUUGGAAUAGCGAGCGAGCUUUGGGAUCCGCGCUUUAUUCGCGAGUUCAAAGCUAAGUAUUGCGUUGAAGUAUUUGCAGAGCACGUCCCAACGAAAAAGAAGAAGAAAUUGUGGAGACGUAAGGACCAGCCGAAAUUUGAUUACCCCUGGAAAGAGUAGACCUAUACAACAUAUAAUCACGUCUUUAAUAUUCGGGAUGUGGCUUGUUCAGCACUGGUAUGUAUCCCUUCAAUUGGACACCGAAUUAGAGCCU